AUGAUUGGGUUCAUCACAGACUGUGAAGGCGACUAUGGUUAUUGGAGUCGAAGUGUGUCGUUGAGCCAGGUCGUGGAGUUCGAUUCCGAGGGGCAGCUUGCCUUCAAGAGGAAAGAAGCCUCGGAUUCCUUCGUUUUCGGUGGCGAUGUUUUCGACAAGGGCGACGGGGACCUGCGAAUCGCAAAGCAGCUCCUGAGCUUCAAGAAGUCCCACCCGGAUCGUGUUUGGCUCUUAGCCGGGAACCGUGACCUCAACAAGUUGCGCUUCCCUGCAGAGCUGGCCGAGGAUGAGAUCGAUGUGCCCCAGCCCGUGCCCCUCUAUCCGAGGGCGCCGCCCCAGGUGUCCCUGCGGAGCUUCUUGGAGAAACGACUGGAGAGCUCAGCCGGCAAGACCGUGCAGGAUAUGAACACGAGCGCCAACCGGCUUCGCUGGAUUUUGGACCAUACUAUGACCGCUACUGGUGCCUUUGAGCUAAGGCAGAAGGAGCUAGCAUUGCUCUCCGGCCAAGAGGUUAGUGAGAUUCAUGAGGACGAUGUUGUGGAAAGCUUUCUGACGUCCGUUUCGAAGGAGGACGGUGUGGUGUGGGAGUAUCUCCUUCACAGCUGCCUGCUGGUGAUGCUAGGGGAUUGCUUGUUUGUGCAUGGUGGCCUUCCCAAGGAAGCCAUCAACUGGGUCCCAACAAUGGACAUGCGCUACUUGCAACCUGCAGAAGGGGCAGUUUGUGGGGGUAGGCGCAUGGAAGGCACGCUGCAAGAUUGGAUGAAAGCAAUGAAUGACUUUAUGCAGGAGGGGCUGCGGGACUUUCGGGAGAAGAUGUACUGGGGGCCAGGCCGCACGCGAGGGGGUGAAGGCCUCCUGUGCCUCACCAGCACGCCAGCCUGCUUUCGGCGCUCGGUGGUGGUGGAGUCGUUGUUGCAAGGGGGCACGCCGGACCAUUUGGACAAGGAUGUCGAGGCCUUCCUGGUCAAGGGAGGCGUGCGGACGGUGUUCUGUGGGCACAAGCCUUGCGGUGACUCACCCUUCGUGGUUCGGGGUGACCAUGUCGCGGUGGUCCACUGCGACACGACCUACAGCGAUGGCGCGGCCCCAGACAAGCGUGGCUCCGCAGUAGCGGCGGUGGAGGUGAGCGCACCCACCUCGGGUGAGCUGCAGCUUCGUGGCGUCCUGGCCGACGGACGGAGCUACGACUUCGCGCUCUACGGCGACAGUGGCGAUGACUUGGUUGGGCGUCAGUGCCGUGACGGAUCUUGGGUGAAGGCCAAGCUCCCCGAAGGCUGUUACCAUGUGGUGUCCAGUGAGGGCACACGAAAGUUGAGGUAUGAUACCCGCAGCCAGGAAGAGCUGCAAGGGCUUUUGGCCCGCCAUGCUUGA
Symbiodinium necroappetens is the source of this 1371-nucleotide messenger RNA. Lineage: Eukaryota; Dinophyceae; Suessiales; Symbiodiniaceae. The record is from the annotation of a GenBank genome assembly.